This is a messenger RNA of Hyalella azteca, 5277 nucleotides long. Its product is annotated as TOX high mobility group box family member 4. NCBI's taxonomy places the organism in Eukaryota, Metazoa, Arthropoda, Malacostraca, Amphipoda, Hyalellidae. Gene Ontology annotation, molecular function: chromatin DNA binding. Gene Ontology annotation, cellular component: nucleus. The coding region runs from base 44 to 1429 and encodes 461 amino acids. The record is from RefSeq and is a predicted model, not a curated record. The transcript has 8 exons. Gene Ontology annotation, biological process: regulation of transcription by RNA polymerase II.
GCAUCAGUACGGGCGUUUUGAAUCCCCCCUCCACAACCCAUCAAUGAACCCCAGCGAUGGGAGCAGCGUGGGGGAGGGCGGCUCCCCCUCACACCCCCACCACGCGCCUCCACAGCACUCCAUGGGGGGACAUCCCAACUCCAUGUACCAGCACCAGGGCCACCACAAUGUUGACCACCACGGCAACAACCCCCACUUUCCCCCCCAGCAAAUGUAUAUCCCUUCCAUCGCUGGACAAGUCCCCACAACUGCCUCCACAAGCUACAUGACACACCAGGGUAUGAUGUCUCCGAGCAGUCCCGUCUACUCGACCCCACACUCAAUGAUGGGGGGCUACUACCAUCCCCCCAUGGGGGGUGUCCCUUCAUCCAUACCCACAGAGUCACCCGUGUCUGGGGAGUCCCCAUCCCCGGGGUCAGAGGAUUCCAAUGAUGACUUGACCCGUCACAACAAGCGGCCUUCACCUGACGGGGGUGAUGCCAUGGCUGGUGUUGGUGCAGGACGCGGCAAGAAACCUAAACUAUCCAAGAAAAAUAAAAAGAAAAAAGAUCCCAAUGAACCUCAUAAGCCUGUGUCGGCAUACGCGCUGUUCUUCCGUGACACCCAAGCCAACAUUCGUGGCCAGAAUCCCAACGCCUCUUUUGGUGAGGUGUCAAAAAUUGUUGCAUCGCUCUGGGAUUCACUAGAAAUUGACACCAAGAACGUCUACAAGAAGCGCACUGAAGUUGCCAAGAAGGAAUACCUCAAACAGCUGGCAGCUUACCGUGCUACACUUGUUUCUAAGGGAGGCGAGGGCGACUCCAAGUAUGCCAGUGGAGCCCCCGGGUUCCCCCCACACUACGCCUACAACGGGGGCGGUGCCCCCGCCACUGGGGGAUAUCCUGGAGGACUCAACCCCCAGAUGCCACCUCAACAAUCCACUAUGGGUCACCCAAUUCCCCCACACACUUCAUCCCCUAUUUACCUCUCCUGGCGUAGGGUCUCCAGCCAGCACCAGCUCCUCUCCAGCCCCACCCCAGCAGACCCCACACUCCAUGCACCACACUCCACACUCUCCACACCUCUACACUCAGGUAUGUGCACCACACUCUCCACACCUCUACACUCAGGUAUGUGCACCACACUCUCCACACUCUCCACACCUCUACACUCAGGUAUGUGCACCACACUCUCCACACCUCUACACUCAGGUAUGUGCACCACACUCUCCACACUCUCCACACCUCUACACUCAGGUAUGUGCAUCACACUCUCCACACCUCUACACUCAGGUAUGUGCACCACACUCUCCACACUCUCCACACCUCUACACUCAGUGGGCGAGUACUGCAGCGAUGAGUGUGUCGUCAACCACUGCCGGGAUGUGUUCAGCACGUGGGUCGCUGGCAACCAGUCCAACGCGUCCGGCUACCCUGCGCCUGUGAAAUAAAACGGCCCGAGUGGAAUAAACGGCCCAUUGUGAAAUAAACGGCCCGACUGUGAAAUAAAACAGUCCGACUGUGAAAUAAACGGUCCGACUGUGAAAUAAAAUGGACCGACUGUGAAAUAAAACGGACCGACUGUGAACUAAAACGGUCCGACUGUGAACUAAAACAGUCAGACUGUGAAAUAAAACGGACCGACUAUGAAAUAAAGCGGCCCGUCGGUUCUUCGCGCCGUGCUCUCUAACGAAUCAUAACUUAGUACAAUUAUUUCCUACAUAAGAAUUAGGCUGGUGUAACUUCUUCUAAUUAUACCAAAAGAAUUGUAUUAGUUUCCGGCAACAAUUAUAAUGGUUUCUCUUCGUCUUGUGCCUCUUCACUUGACAAAGAAUUGCAGAUUAGUGUCUGAAGUGUACGACUGAAGAGGCUCAUUUGAUGCUUGUAUAGCUUUUAAUUUGUAUUGUUAUUUGUUCAUUGUAAUUACAAAAUUUAUUAGUUAGCUACAUCUAGUGUGUUCACAAUUCAUGGAGCAAAAUGCCGGGAUCCUGGUAGAAUAUUCAGAAUGAGAGUCCAAACUAUGAGGUAGAAACUCGGGCUUUGGUAUGCAAGUUUGUGGGUACGACCGAGGUACAAUAGUGGACUGGAAUGGCGUUGGUCUUCUUUGGGACGAUGAUGGCUGCUGGAUUAGUAGAGGUAUUUGUGUUAUUAUUGUUACAAUUGCUGACUUCUGAUUGUUCAUUCUAUCUAAUUUAUGUCUAUCAGUGCAUCGUUUUCGUAAAGCAUUGAUAGGUCGUGCAAGUAUGGCUAGACAGACAUCUUCUAAUAGCCUGAAGGGGGUCACUUGGCAAUCAAAGUCUAUGGAUAUUCAGGGAUGUUUAUUUGGUAGGGAUGAGAAUUAGGUUAUUUUUAUCAAAUGUAAUUAUGUUGCAGGGUUGGAAUUAUGUUGCUUUGAUCGAAUAUUAGUAUGUUGAAGUGGUUGAAGUGGCUUCAUUGAGGGAAACCAGGAAUGUGGUGGCGAAAACGCACUAAAUUUGAUGAGCUUGCGCAGAGCGAAUUAUUCCUUGGCAUUUGAAUGCUAGUGCACAACCCGCAUGACAAACGUGCUCUCCGUGUUUGUUAUUGCAUUUGCAUUUUCGGAUGUAGCAGUCCCAGGCCACGCUCGAACAGACGCACAUCGAACGCUGUUGGAUGAACAAGUUCUCCUGGUUGUUCUUUGUGCUACCACUUGUAGAACGAGUUAUACAUGACUUAUUUAAUGAGUUGUAUUGGUGUUUUGUGGCGGUUCUGCAGUUAAAUUAUUGUUAUUGUUCUUGUUGUUGUUUAGACGAGCGUUUUUAUUUAAACAUUUGCGUCCUUUAGUUGCGCCUGCAUCUUUUUUUAAGCUGUGUAUAAUAAGAGUUUACUGCACCGAUCUUCUAUUGUGAAUAUGUGAAUUAAUCUCUCGUUCUAUUGUAAUUACUCUGAACAAUAAGCAUACAAUUACUACCAAUAAGAGCAGCAUGUGCAUGAGAACCUCACAGCCCUUAGGUUUUCCUUUAUCUCUAAGCCUAGGGAAUAUAUAUUUCUUUGUGUGUUUUUUUCUUUGAAUUUCAAGUAUUUUAGGUGAAGUGCGAAACUUGGCAGCGCUGUUUGGUGUGUCUUUUGCUGCGAGUUUAAAAUGUCGUGUCUUAUAAUUCAAGAUUUUGUAUAUUUGAAAUAAUUUCCAUGAUACUGUUGACGAGGGUGGCCGUGGGAUGCAUCUUAGAAUAUAUUAUAUGUGUAUAAUAUAUUCAGUAAAUAUAACUGAUUGUGAAAUACAAGACUUUCCUGCUGACUGAUCAGUUGGUUCCUCGCUGACUUGCUGUCAGUGAAGAGGUUAGGUUCAGCGAGUGACGUCAGCCGCGUACAUGCAGAAAAAUUAAGAGACUUUGUACAAACAACGAUGCAUUUUUAUGCACUUGUUUGGGUCAUCCUGACCCAUUUUGCUCGGCAAAAAAGACGCCUCAGUGCUAAGUGUGUCACUAAUGUGUAUCGCUAUUCGGACAAUAUUACCCAUGCAUUUUUCUGACUACCACACAGUUGCUGGUGUUGAAUAUGCCCUCAUUAACUUUAUAACGAACCAUUCAAUGUAAUAAUAGCAAUUCAUUGUAAUUACUUUGUUUACUAUUUUUGAUGCUAUAGUUAUGGUUAUAUUUUCGCUUGAAAGUUGUACUAUAUUAUAUUACUGCCUGGAAUGAGGUUCACAAAUGUUAACACAAAUGUUGAUUUAGAGGAAAGUGUAUGUAAAAUGCGAAGCUCAUGGCAGAAAUUCUUGUCAAGGAUUCCAUGCAAGAUUUUACUGACCACACUUCAUGAUAACCAUGGUGUUGAUAAUGAUGUUUCAUCACCACACUUGGUGAUAAUAAUGAUGGUGAGAUCUCAGAACGGAACUCAUGAAGUCUAAUGAAGGUUUGUGGUCCUGAGGUCAGCAACUGUGCAAACUUUGAUAAGCUCUUAAUUCUUGGAGAUGUGAAGUGGACAUUUUUAUUGCAUGGAUAUGAAAUGUUAUAAUAGCAUUGAAGUGAAGUUCUUAUAGCAUGGAGAAAUGAAGUGCUAUAAUAGCGUGGAGUGAUGAAGUGCUAUAAUAGCGUGGAGUGAUGAAGUGAAGUGUAGCGCUAUUAUGACAUUUGGAAGUACACCCACUUGCUCUCAGGCCUUGACAGGGAAAGUGCAGCACUUUUAUCCCUGCAUUUAUUUCUGCAUGUCACGCUGCAGUUUACCUGAUAGUUCACGCUGCAGUACACCUCCCAGUGCUGAGGAACGCUUGUAUAAAGUGUACAGUAACAGCAAUAACUAUUCUAUAGCGCCCAUAGUUAAGCGUAGUCCUCAGAUCUGUAGCUUAGCACCUGGGUUCGGUCACCGUACAUUAUAAUUUAUGAUGGUUUCACAUUUUUUCCUGUCUUUGACUCUUUGUUCAGAUUUUGAAGUAUAGUUAUUUAUUCGUGCGUGAUUUAGGCUCAUGGCCGAUGUGUGCUGGUUUUAUUUUUCCAUUGAUUAUCUGUCAUCAAUAUAAUGCUUAUCAUCUGUUCUGUUAUCUGAUAAUUUUCAUCAAUUUACUGUUAUAUUUCCAUUGAAUGUUUACAAACUGAGAUUCCUUUUAAACUUUAUGUUCAUUUUGUGAUUAGAGAAUUGUGCUGUUGUCAACACUCGAUCAGUUCAGAGUGAUGUUAUAUUCAUGCCACUCGUAUUCAUCAUUCACCAGUGACCGUGUGAGUGUCAUUCACCAGUGACCGUGUGAGUGUCAUUCACCAGUGACAGCGUCAAUGUCACUCGAGAGAAUUUUUGGUCAUUUUUUCCUCACAGGUUUUAUCAAAGUUUUCAAUUUUAAUUGGCUUGUAAUGCGUUGCAACUCGUACAACUCCAGUUUUUAAAUUUCACGUUCGUUAUUUUCAGUCUGCCACGCAGCGUAACUUUGCUUCCAUGUGAAAAUUUUUAUUAUUUAUUGAGCAACUUCACUAAAUAUUUCAUACAAUUCAUUAUAUGACUUGACCGAGUGAAUAACUGAGUAACUCCGCGAUGCUCACCUUGCAUUUAAAUUUGUUGUGACUUGUAGAUUUUUUUUCAUCGGAUUUGAACAGCUUCUACUCGUUUGCUGAACUCAGCGAAAUGAACGAGAAUUUGCCCAAAUAAUGACCCACUUUUUGGCCUGUGAGUGAGUCAUCCUGACGCAAGGGUGGCCGACCAAAGGGUGUAUAUAUCUGUGCUACGUCCGCUCUAUGAAGAAAGUGUGUUACUAUUUGGACAAUAUGCCUGUUAAUUAUCUGAGUGCUGGUUCACUUUGUUGGAAUCAUAGUUCGCACUAAUCACCAUCACUAGCGGGUAAUACGUUGACUAGUAC